AUGCACCGCCAAGCCCUGCUUCUCUAUUCUCAGUUGGGAUCAGCCGGGAGCCUCCCAAGCAUCCGCCCCUAUGCAAACGAGUCCCACCUCCAUCCAAUCACCUCUCGGGGGCGGGGCUGCGCGGGAAGACGGCUGAGGCUGGGCGGGAGCAGAGCUCAAUGUUCAGCAGCAGUAGAUGCUUGGACUAGCAGGGCACAGCAGGUGCAGCCGGCAGGGACCUACUACCAGGACUGCAGAGCUGCAGCUACUGCGGGGGUGCUGGUCACACACCCCUGCUCAGCCGGGCAGGUGCUCGGCCCAGAGUUGAGGGGCGAGGCCCCGCGCCCUGUCCUUCAGGCCCAGCCCAAUGCGGAGGGGCGUGCAGCCCGCUGCAGCUGCGGGGGCGAUGGGCAGCUGGGGUCGCUCUCAGCGGCUCGGCCCCCAGGAGAGGGCGGGGAGGGGUCCCGGUUUUCCAGGGGGCGCUUCCUGUCUUCCCGUACCAACGCGGAUAUCCUGCAGACACUGAAGAGGAGGGGCGUGGGCCUGGAUGGGCCUGAGCUGGAGGUGGAGGAGGGGCCAGAGGGGCCUGAAGAAAAGCUGCUGAGGACCCUGGGAGGCGACAGAGGCUCGGCUUCGCCCCUGCCUCGGAUCUAUCCGGUGACCCCUGCGAUGUCGGUCUCAGAACUGUCAUACCGGGUCCCACUCGCCCCGCCCGGCUGCGACCCUGGCGGGCUGGGGGAGGCCCCGUCUGUCCACAGCCGCCCGCCCCACUUUCGACCCCCAGGCCUGGGACACCCCAUCUUUUCUCCGAGUCACCUCGCCGGCAAGACGCCCCCACCCCUGUACCUGGCGACUGACGGGCGGAGGCCAGAUCUGCCAGCGGGCCUGGUUGGGGCCCGAGGGGGACUGGGCACCUCGAGGAGCCUGUACAACGGCCUGCAGAGCCCCGGCGCCCCCCUGGGCUCCGCUCUGGGUAGCUUUGCCUUCCUGCCACCAGGUUCCGCAGAUUGCAGCCCCGGAGACGCCGCUCCGCUCCCCCUGCAGCCCUCGCCCUGGCCCCCGACGAGGGACGUGGUGGACCCGGCCCGCCCAGGCAGUGCCUGCAGCCUGUGUGAGGAGGGUCCCCCCAGCCGAGUGGCCUCCCCUCCAACGCCCCCGGUCAGCAUCAAGUCCGAGCGUCUGUCCCCCACCACUGGGGCCUCUGGCGACUUCCCCAGGUCCUUCCCCUACCCCCUGCUCCUCGCCAGGCCCUUGGCGGAGCCACUGCGGCCCGCAGCCUCCCUGCGUCGCUUGACCCCCGACGGCUGGCCGCGGUAGCCUGCAGAAGGCUCCUCCAGCCUCCACAGAGACCCCCGCAGUCUCGGGUUCCCUGAACAUAACCCUCCCUGGGGCUGCUGUAUCAAUAAAGUCCACGGCUGCAGGAGGGCGCUGGGCAGCCCCCCGGCCCCAGA
Onychomys torridus (southern grasshopper mouse) is the source of this 1430-nucleotide messenger RNA. Its product is annotated as myocyte-specific enhancer factor 2B-like. The transcript is spliced from 9 exons. Lineage: Eukaryota; Metazoa; Chordata; Mammalia; Rodentia; Cricetidae. The coding region runs from base 1 to 1296 and encodes 431 amino acids. The record is from RefSeq and is a predicted model, not a curated record.